ACUCCUCGGGCUAGCUGAGCGUCUUCGCGUCUGCUGGGCCUCUCCUGCCGCUUGGUCCCGACACAGACCGAGGCUGGAGCGGAGAGCGGCCGCGGUGAGCCUCCCGUCCACCCCACGCACGGACCCCACUGCCCGCUGUCCGGACCAGAGCGCCGCCCGCCCUCCGCCGCCCCUGGACACCGGCUAGAGGCCCGACCGGCACCAUGCAGACCGGACCGCUGGCCCUGCUGCUGGCCGCCACCUCCGCCACCCUCACCUGGGCAGGCCCGGUGGACCUUUCCACGUGCGACCUGGAACCACUCACGGCGAAGGACGGCGUCAACGUGUUCUACACCACCAGCCGGGCGGCCAGAGGCUGCAGAGGUCGUGGCCCCACGGACCCCGGCCUGGACGUCCAUGUCCUCUUCCUGAGGUACAGCGCCCAGCAGGAGAUCUUCAACCCCCAGUUCAACGUGAGCGUCUCGGCGGCGGAACCGAACCGGCGGUCUGUGUUUGUGGUGAACGCCAACGUGUUAUCCUUCCUGAGCGUGAACACAGAGGACCCCCAAGUUACCUUCGUUGCUGCGACGGCCAACGUCAUGCUGCAACGGCCGGGUGUGGAGACCCCGCAAGCGAACCUGACAUCUUCCUCCAGUGAGGAGCUGCUCACUUGGGCGAAGGCGGCCUACGGGGGGGUCUCCUCCUUUGCGGAGCUGGAAGACCCCCUGAAGAUCCACUUCCGGCUGGGUCAAGAUCCCGGUUCCAGCGUGGAUUGUGUCCCCGAGAAGCGCUUCAGCACCGAGCCCUACCUCGAGGUGGAAGCGGCCUUUGCCAACAUCCAGGGAUGUCCGUCCUCCGGCCAGAACACAGAGAAGGAAGCCCACGUCCUGUGGCUCCAGGAGGAUGCGCUGGGUGCCAGCCACGAGGUCGACCUGGACAUCCAACUGAAAUGCAAGGAGGGAGAACCGGAGAACCUGCUGCCGAUCCUCUUGGUGCUGAAGAGCCACCGGGGCCUGACGUGGCACAUCGGACCCGUGUUCAGUUCCUUCAAAUUUAUGGUCUCGAGCAACUACUACUUGAAGAACUUUGGCGCCAGUCGACUGCCGGGCGAAGACUUGCCGGACAGCAAGGAGGGCCUGAUCGCAGCCGCCCGCAGCAAGGAGUUCGCCUUUGUGGCUUCGUACAUGGAGAUCCCGUCCGCCACGAGCAUCACGCUGGAGCUGGACCGGCUGUGCGAGAAACCGCCCACGCCAGCGACCGAGCCGCCCCAAGAGACGGGCCUCACUUUGACUGAAUUCAUGAGGGUCAACAUCACGCACUGGAAGCCCUGGAGAUGCCUGGACAGCGGCGUCCAGAUUGCCUUGGCCAAGGACUACUUGCAUGGCCUUCUCCUGAACGCCAUCAAAGUCACCGAUGUCUCCUUACAAGACCGCAGCUGCCGGGCGGUGGACAACGGCACCCAUUUCGUCCUGAAAAGCCAGCUGAGAGAGUGCGGCACCUCUUUGGAGAGGGACGUCGUUGUCAGGAACCAGCUGACCUUCAAUCUUGACUUACUUCCAGAAGUAAUGGUGCCGUUCGAAUGUCACCUCCCCGAGAAGGUCUUUCUCCAGCUUUACGGGGCGCCAGACUAUGAAUCGGGUCCCCCCACUUCCGUGAUAGAAGUCAACCAAGCCGCCUAUGUCCUGGCCCGAUUCCGCACGAGUGACCCACUGGCCCUUCUGGAGAUCAAGGACUGUUCCCUCGAGAUGCCCAACGAGGCCUCCUCGCGGCUGCUGAUCUCCGGCGAUAACGCCCUGAGCGCCAACACCAAGGCUCUGGACUCCUUCAGCUCGACCGUCCGCCGCUUCAGUUUCGCCUUCAAGACCGGGCAGGAGUCGUGGGGGGCGUCUCCGGCGACCAUCGUUUGCCGCGUCCAGCUCUACAGCCAGCUCCAUGGAUUCCGUUCCGACGAAGUCUCUCUGGAGGUGACGCUCAUCCAGCCCAACGCGCCGCCCGACAGCCUGGGCGUGGGCACGCUGCUGGGCAUCACCUUCGGGGCCUUCUUGAUUGGCGUGCUCCUGACCGCGGCCUUGUGGUACAUCUACAUGCAGACCCGCCCGUCGGCGGGCAAGAUGGAGCCGGUCCCGGCCAACCCGCCGGCGUCGGAGAGCAGCACCACCAACCACAGCAUCGGCAGCACCCAGAGCACCCCGCGCUCCACCAGCAGCAUGGCGUAGCAGAACCCCACGUGGAAGCCACGCGUGACGAUAUAGAUAUAUAUAUAUUGCGGGGACCAAACCCAAAGUGAAGGCAGCUUUUUUCAAAAUCAAAAAAUUCCUCCGUUCUUCGCAUAAUGGUCGCACCUUUUUUGCGCCCUUCCCAAAAUUGAUGAGAACCAAAGGCACAUUCGUCACGUUCUUCUCGUAAUGGUCGCACCUUUUUUGUCACUCCACUUCCCACCACAAAGUUGAGAUUAGGAGAAUCAAAGACACAUUUUUUUCUUCUCGUAAUGGUCGCACCUUUUUUUGUGCCUCUCUAAAAUUGAGAUUAGGAGAAUCAAAGGCACAUUUUUUUCUUCUCGUAAUGGUCGCACCUUUUUUUGUGCCUCUCUAAAAUUGAGAUUAGGAGAAUCAAAGGCACAUUUUUUUCUUCUCGUAAUGGUCGCACCUUUUUUUUUUGCGCCUCCCUAAAAUUGAGAUUAGGAGAACCAAAGGCACAUUUUUCUUCUCGUAAUGGUCGCACCUUUUUUGUCACUCCUCUCCCCACCACAAAAUUGAGAUUAGGAGAAUCAAAGGCACAUUUUUCUUCUCGUAAUGGUCGCACCUUUUUUGUCACUCCUCUCCCCACCACAAAACUGAGAUUAGGAGAAUCAAAGGCACAUUUUUCUUCUCGUAAUGGUCGCACCUUUUUUUUUUGCACCUCCCUAAAAUUGAGAUUAGGAGAAUCAAAGGCACAUUUUUCUUCUCGUAAUGGUCGCACCUUUUUUGUCACUCCUCUCCCCACCACAAAAUUGAGAUUAGGAGAAUCAAAGAUACAUUUUUUCUUCUCGUAAUGGUUGCACUUUUUUUUUUUUGCGCCUCCCUAAAAUUGAGAUUAGGAGAAUCAAAGUGUGAUGAUAUAUUGUUGAUAAUGACCUUUGGCCUGGUCACAGGGUGGGAUUCAGGCAAACCGUCCAGACACGCGUGACAAUGUGCCUCGUACCGUAUUUCAUCACAUAAUGGUCGCACCCCCUUUUCACUCCCAACCAUUGCCUUCCAGCCUUUGCAUCGUGUCAUAGUUGCACAUAUACCACGUGUGGGCCAACUUGGGUCUUCCUUCCAAGCGUUUUGGACUCCAACUCCCAGCAUUCCUAGCAGCCUCGGGCCUUUAGCCUCCACCCCAAAACCACUACAAAUCGCACCCCGUUUGCUGCUAUUCCUGGGCCGAUUCCGGCCCCGCGUGUGUUUUCAGGGCAUGGGUUCGAACGCCGCUCGCUCUUCACGGCUCUAACCACAUCGUGGCCGAGACGAGCACGGCGUUCUGUUCUGACGUACCUAUUACUGUACUUAUAUAUAAAUAGUGAUGCAUAUAGAAUAUAUAUUUGUACUGGUGUAUACAGGAGAUUAAAUCCAGUGGGCUGGGGUUCCAGUCCUCUCUGAGUCUAAUAGGCAAACUUUCGUAGCUGCAAAGUCAAUCAGUGAGGGUAUCGGCAUAGAUGUGGCCUGGCAGUUGUUGCCUGGAGGCACCCUCUGUUUGGGAAGUGUGAACUGGCACUUGGUUGUUUACCAUCUGGAGUUUUCUUUAUUUACUUCCUUGGUUCUGGGGCUGUUUAAUCUCUAUGCCGAUACCCUCGCCGAUUGGCUUUGCAGCCGUUCUGUCAACCGAACCUCUGCAGAUGCCGUUAGGCACAGAUGCAGGCGAAACGUCAGGAGGGAGUGCUGCUGGGGCACGGCCACAUUCCCAGCAGCCCAAUGGGGAAUUUUUUUUCAUAAUACCACUUUUGCAAGAUGGACCUUACAACGGCUUGGAGAUACUUCCAUGUCAAGGAGUCAAACGUAUAUUAUGAACUGUACAUAUUAUUAUUUUGUACCGAACCAAACUGUGUAACCUCGGAAAUUCUGUAUAAAAUAAACAUGUCGUGUCGGA
This is a messenger RNA of Anolis carolinensis (green anole), 4083 nucleotides long. It is a transcript of the gene eng, whose product is annotated as endoglin. Lineage: Eukaryota; Metazoa; Chordata; Lepidosauria; Squamata; Anolidae. The transcript has 15 exons. Gene Ontology annotation, cellular component: cell surface. The coding region runs from base 204 to 2195 and encodes 663 amino acids. Gene Ontology annotation, molecular function: glycosaminoglycan binding; type II transforming growth factor beta receptor binding; transforming growth factor beta receptor activity. Gene Ontology annotation, biological process: transforming growth factor beta receptor signaling pathway; cell migration; vasculogenesis. The record is from RefSeq and is a predicted model, not a curated record.